Messenger RNA from Acromyrmex echinatior (Panamanian leafcutter ant), 391 nucleotides. RefSeq lists its product as uncharacterized. The record is from RefSeq and is a predicted model, not a curated record. Gene Ontology annotation, molecular function: odorant binding; olfactory receptor activity. Gene Ontology annotation, biological process: sensory perception of smell; detection of chemical stimulus involved in sensory perception of smell. Gene Ontology annotation, cellular component: plasma membrane. NCBI's taxonomy places the organism in Eukaryota, Metazoa, Arthropoda, Insecta, Hymenoptera, Formicidae.
AUGUGUCAGAAAUAGCAACCUGCUGCACUUUUAUAUUUUUUGCUAUUAUUGCGCUUGUCAUGCUCUUCGGAUACUGUUUAAUUGGUGACCAACUAACUCAACAGUGUAUAAGUGUGCAAGAUGCAUACUAUGAAUGCAAUUGGUACGAAAUGCCACUUGAUUGCAAGAAAUGUCUGCUAAUUUGCAUGAUUCGGGGCCAAGUUAUGUUAUAUAUAACUGCCGGAAAAUUUUAUAUAUUUUCUUUAAACAGUUUUACGGACGUUAUUAAAACUUCCUUGGCAUAUUUGUCUAUGUUACGUACUCUGUUAUGAAGAAUUAUGGGAAAAUUUACUUAUAGCACACAAUAUUAUAUAAUUCUGUAAAGUACAGAUAGAGAAAUAUACUUAAAAUA